GGAGAAAGUCAAAAAUUGGUCAAAAACAACUCAAAUCACUACUUUUUCACAUGCACCUGCUCAGCACAACGGCAUCCAUGGAAGGCCACGACAAACAUCUAAUUGACUGAAAAAUAUGAUGCCUUUGAUCACUAGGGUUCGGCGUUGCCGAAUCUGACCUUGCUUGCCUGCAUAGUCUUGGAUUUUUCUCAAGUUGUUGUCGCCUACUGCAAGAUCUUCCGCGAUUUAUGGUGCUGUUGUAUACUUUACAACGCUUCGAGAUUCACGAUUGGGGCCAAAACAAAGACUUCCUCCCAAUUGAAGUUGAGGGGAAACUAUGCCACGAAUUUAAAAUCAAGGAUGAAAAACUUGGAGAGGUGGAUCUGCUGCUUCACACCAGCCACGACGAAAGAGUGAUGCACUACGGACUGCAAGGACGGGCGACCAAUGUGGUCCCUGUCACCAGCGAAGCGCUCAUGAAGAAAUACGGCAAGUUCGAGGAUGGGAUGGUGGCCAAGAUCUUUUGGGGAGAGGCAAGUCGCACUAGCGAGCCGGAGAUCCUGAAAAAGGUUGAGGAGAUCGCCAAGAGGCACGCAACUGUCCAAGACCAUGUUCCUGAGCUGCUUUGGCACCACACGUUCAUGAAUCCCACGUCCGCAAUUCGAGAAGCGCUUGACGUUCCGGAACCCACUACAGGCAGUCGCGUGCUCUACAUUCUUGUGUUCCGCAAGCUCUUCCCCAUCACUCAGCUUCACGGCAAAGAGCUUUUUGAUGUAUGGCGUCAAUGCAUCCUAUGCCAUCUUACCCUUUGGAAGGAAGGGGUCCAUCAUUGAGAUGUCAGCCCUGGAAAUCUGAUGUGGUACUGGAGAGACGACAAGCGGAUAGGCGUUCUAAACGACUACGAUCUAUCCUCAUUGGUGGGUGACCCAGGUCCUCGGGGUAACGAACGCACGGGCACGGUGCCGUUCA
Molecule: messenger RNA, 948 nt
Organism: Suillus discolor
Lineage: Eukaryota; Fungi; Basidiomycota; Agaricomycetes; Boletales; Suillaceae
Exons: 2
Coding region: 228-812 (194 amino acids)
Source: RefSeq, a predicted model, not a curated record